CACUCGCAACUAGUAUUUAAAAUUGAUACGUCGUGUUUGGUUGGUGCAAGUUUACUUGCGAUCUUCGAGUGAAUUAAAACCUAAUACUACACAACUACGCAACAAAAAAAUGGCGCUACUACCGUAUUUGUUGGACGAAUUUCGCCCGCGACGUCUACGGGAUCAGCUUUUUGGGUUGGAUUUGUCUCCCAACGACUUCUUGACGGACGUUUUAGAUAGACCCACACUUCAGAUCCGCGAGUACAUUCGUCCGUGGAGAAAUUUAGCUUUGGCGGCGAGGGACCUCGGUUCUACUAUCAAGUCUGACAAGGACAAAUUUCAGAUCAACUUGGACGUUCAACAUUUCUCUCCGGAAGAGAUAUCGGUGAAGACAGCUGAUGGAUUCGUCGUUAUAGAAGGUAAACACGAAGAGAAGAAAGAUGACCACGGUUUCGUGUCGAGACAGUUUAAACGCAGAUACGCUUUGCCAGAAGGCUGUAACCCGGAGACCGUUGAGUCGAGGCUUUCUUCGGAUGGUGUGUUAACAGUAAUCGCACCAUUAGCAACAAAAGGUGUGAAAGAUGAAAGGGCAGUGCCAAUAACACAUACAGGACCAGUCAGAAGGAAAGCGGUUGAUAACGAGACGAAUGAAGCCAACGGCAAUGCUACGGAAGAAGAAAUAAAAUCUCCACAGAAGAAAAAAAGGCGUUAAAAUAUGUAAUUAGCUCAGAAAUUAGUUAAGGCAUUCCACAUUGAGACUGAUUUUUGUAUUACUUAAUUAAUAAUAAAUAAUUGAUUAUAAGUUUAA
This is a messenger RNA of Galleria mellonella (greater wax moth), 787 nucleotides long. Its product is annotated as protein lethal(2)essential for life-like. The transcript has a single exon. Gene Ontology annotation, molecular function: protein folding chaperone. Lineage: Eukaryota; Metazoa; Arthropoda; Insecta; Lepidoptera; Pyralidae. Gene Ontology annotation, biological process: response to heat; protein refolding. The record is from RefSeq and is a predicted model, not a curated record. The coding region runs from base 110 to 691 and encodes 193 amino acids.